Molecule: messenger RNA, 1782 nt
Organism: Fonsecaea nubica
Lineage: Eukaryota; Fungi; Ascomycota; Eurotiomycetes; Chaetothyriales; Herpotrichiellaceae
Exons: 5
Coding region: 1-1782 (593 amino acids)
Molecular function (GO): NADP binding; flavin adenine dinucleotide binding
Source: RefSeq, a predicted model, not a curated record
AUGUCGGACGUCUACCUCCCAGAAUUCAAUGCCGACAAGCAGCCGACCGUUCUUGACAAGGUGGUCGGUCUCCCAGAUGCCCCCAUCCACGCAGAGAGACAUAUCAAGGUCAUUUGCAUUGGGGCCGGAGCCUCUGGCUUGCUCUUUGCCUACAAGUUGCAGCGAAGCUUCUAUAACUUCGACUUGACCGUUUAUGAGAAGAACGAGGAUAUUGCCGGGACAUGGUAUGAAAAUCGAUACCCUGGAUGUGCAUGCGAUAUCCCCGCCCACACCUAUGUCUGGUCUUUCGAGCCCAAGACCGACUGGUCGUCAGUCUACGCCGGCAGCUCGGAGAUUUACCAGUAUUUUGACAACUUCUCACGCAAGUAUGACCUACGCAAAUACUGCAAGAUGCAGCACCAGGUCAUCGGAGCCACCUGGGACGACGACCGAGGAGUUUAUAUCGUCAAGGUCAAGGAUUUGGCCACCGGCAAGGAGACGAUUGACUACUGCAACAUUCUUAUCAACGCCGGCGGCAUCUUGAACGCCUGGAGAUACCCGGCCAUCCCGGGCCUUAACAAGUACAAGGGCACCUUGUUGCACACGGCCGCCUGGGACAACUCUGUCGACCUGAGCGGCAAAGUCGUCGGCCUCAUCGGUAACGGGUCGUCUGGGAUCCAGGUUCUCCCCACCAUCCAGCCUCAUGUCGACAAGGUCAUUACUUUUAUCAGAGAGCCCACUUAUGUCUCCCCCGUUCAAGGAUUGAGCCAGCACGUCUACACCGCCGACGAGAAGAAGAAGUUUUCCGAGCAGGAAGGGUCGCUCACCUCGUACAGAAAGCAGAUUGAACGUGAUACCAACAAGCUCUUCAACCUGUUCAUCAAGGAUACGCCCUCUCAGAACGAAAACCGAGCUUACAUCACCGGCCUUAUGAAGGAGAAGAUCGCCAAUCCUUACCUCGAGGAGAGGUUGAUCCCGGAAUGGUCGCUCGGAUGCCGAAGAUUAACACCCGGUAUUGGCUACUUGGAAAGCCUUUCCAAGCCCAACGUUGAAGUGGUCUACGGCGAGAUCACCGAGAUCACCGAAAAGGGCUGCAUCUGCGACAACGGCCAGGAAUAUCCCGUCGACGUCCUCAUCUGUGCCACCGGAUUCGACACGUCGUUCCGCCCCCGAUUCCCGGUCAUUGGCCCCAACAAGAAGAACCUCCAAGAUGUCUGGGGCAAGCAGCCGCACUCAUACCUGGGUCUUGCUGCCGCCGAAUUCCCCAACUACUUGGUUUUCUUGGGACCCAACUGCCCGAUUGGCAACGGACCCGUGUUGAUCGCCAUCGAAGCCCAGGCGGACUGGAUGAUGAGCGUGAUCGACCGCUACCAGACCACCAACAUCCACUCCUUUUCGCCCAAGCAGGAGGCCAUUGACGACUUUAUCGAGUACAAGGACAAGUUCAUGCAAAAGACCAUCUGGUCCGAGCCCUGCCGCAGCUGGUACAAGGGCGCCGAGAUUGACGCUCCCAUCACGGCUCUCUGGCCCGGCUCGACUCUGCACUACCUGGAGGCCCUCAACCAGGUCCGAUGGGAAGACUUCAACGUCCGGUUCAACGGCAACCGCUUCGCCUGGCUCGGCAACGGCUACAGCCAGACGGAAUUGGACCCCUUGGCCGACACAGCCUACUAUAUCCGCGAGAAGGACGACAGCCCCCCGGCAUCGACGCGCGCCAAACGGGAGGCUCUGACGAGAACGGGCGAGGUCGGAUCGACGGCCGGUCCAAGAGUCGGUCCACCUCAACAGCAGGCUCAUCUGUAA